GCCAACACAGGCUUUGGGAGUUUAGCUAGCGGGAACGUACAGUGUAACACUGGCCUCUUAAAUUAUAUUCAAUAACAGAUGGCUAUUUAAUCAUGUAAACCGCAACGUUUGUUUAUUAACGCGAGCCAACUAAUGUUAGUUGACUUAGUUAGCUAGGUGGACUUGUUUUGCGAGACGAUAUCAAAAUAUAACGUUACUGAUAUAACAUGGCCUACUAUAGUCGAAGUUGUUUGGUACACUGCGUUUAGUCAUAACAUCAUCCCACAUUUCCCUCCACUCGUAGAUCUCAAUUUUUAUCAGAUGACGAACUACUUUUUAUAGCAGCUGUUACAUAACGUUACAACUUUAACUAGCUAAUUAGAUACAUUCGCACAGUUCUGACAACCCGGGGUAGCUAACGUUAGCUAGCUAACAAGCUACCGGCUAACAUGUGCCCUUUUAAAAUGGCCGCAAGGGUCGUAAAGGUUCAGCUAGAUUAUUCAGUGUAUCCCAAAGAUGGUCAGACCUUACUCCGGACCUCCUCGGUUCAAACCCAGGCCCUACUCUGAUGGCUACAACAUGCCAUAUGAAGAGAAUUACAGCCCCCACCCCAGGAGUCAGAGAGGAUUCCGGGGCCACUCAGGAAAGGUCCCUCCAAGCUGGAGAGAUUCCAGAGGCAGAGGACGUGCUCACUUUGCCAAAAGGCCCCCACUGAUGGGAGAACGGAGGCCCCCACUGAUGGGAGAACGGAGGGAGCGACCUUUCAAUCAGUGGAGGUCCCAAAACCAGGAUUCCUUCAACACAUACCCCUCCCAAACGGAGCCCCAUCAUGGCCACAGGAGGCCUUCCCCUUCCGGGCCAAACCGUCCCCCCCCAGCUCAGCAUAGGUCCUCCCCUCAUACUCCUGGACAAGGGCCCCAGGGCCAGAGGGGUGCACUUAUCCAUGGAAACCACUCAGGUUACAGAUCCCCCUCACCACGCCAUUAUCAUAACCAACCUCCUGACAGGAGGCCACAACCCUCACAGUCCCCCCACAGUUCCUUCAGGGGCCCUCACAAGCGCCCAAGUCCGUCUCACGAAGAGGACAGGAGCUGGGGUGUCCGGCCGCCUUAUAGUCCCAGGGAGAGGCAGUUUGAGCGCCCAGGUCGCGGGGGGAUGCGCUGGAAUGGGCCAGGGCCCAUUCCCCGACCACACAAUGGUGAACGUGGGCCCUCUGGCUCCCCCCAGAGAAAGCUACGGGAUUUUCAUGGCAGAGGUCCUUAUCCAGAGAGGUGGUCUGCUGAGCAAGAUCCCAGGCAGCAGCAUGGAGUGGUGGGAAGGGAGCGGGAGGGCAGCGGACGCCGCAGCACUGAGUGGGCACAGGAAGGCAGCCCUCCCCACAGAUCCCCCACAUGGAAAGGAGGUUGGUCGUCGUCCUCUUUCCACGAGAACAGCCCUCAGGCAAGGCCAAGUGGACCACCACACAAGAGGAAGUUCCAGGAGCGCGGGAUCCCUCCUGCAGGCCCUGAUGUGGAGCAUGGACACCCAAAGCGCCCUCGCAGAGAGAUUCCACAUUACUUCAACACCCCUAGGGGAUUUGGCGGCCGUCCCUUGUCAUUCAGGGGCAAGAGUCGUUUGCUGAAGGGGCGUAAAAUGAGAGCGGAGUCGGUGAUGAGGCUCAAAGUACCUCCACCUCAUCCCCAAGGAGCAGAGAUCCAUGAAGAGGAAGGGCCUCAUACGUCCAGGGGAAAUGCGCCAUCCAAGUUUGCUCUUCGGAGGGAGCGUUUCCAAGCAAACGCUGGCCCACUGAGGAAGAGGCCGAUGCCCCAUCAAUCACCCCCCAACCCAGAAGCCAAUUCAACCAAGUCUUCCAGGGACUCAGAGUCACAGAAGGAACAAGUGGACUCUCAGCGAGCCUUGAGCACACACAGCCCUUCCUCUAUAGACAAACGGCUGGCUCGUGACCUAGUCGUUGUGUCCCAGUGGCAGGCACCUGGGACUAACUCAAGCUCAAAGGACAGCCCCCCAAGGGAUAGAAGUAGGACACCAAAAAACAAAACUGAGCGCUAUUACAAUUCAGAUGAGCAACUUACGCUGAAUGAACGCUUCUCUAAAAUUCAUGACUCCAGUCCUUCCCCUUCACCAAGAGACCGGAGAUAUGCGGAAAGGCCAACGAAUGUGCCACAGGAGAACCACAGACCUGAAAGACCCUUCAGGAAACCAGGACCACAGAGAUCGAGCUUCCGUCCCACUAGCCCAAAUCGCAAACCAGGUCCUCCCCCUCAGAGAAGACCAGGUCCUCCUCCUCAGAGAAGAUCAGGUCCUCCUCCUCAGAGAAGACCAGGUCCUCCUCCUCAGAGAAGACCAGGUCCUCCUCCUCAGAGAAGACCAGGUCCUCCUCCUCAGAGAAGACCAGGUCCUCCUCCUCAGAGAAGACCAGGCCCUCCUCCUCAGAGAAGACCAGGCCCUGAACCGCCUGGUCCCUUUAGGAAGCCACUCAUGGGAGGCUUUGUGCCACGUCCUUUCUCUCAAAGGCCAGUGUUCAGGAAGAGCCAGAGCAUCCUGUCCAAAUACCGUAACAUGCCGACAAUGCGUCAACAUGUACCCCCCAACAGAGGGUCUAAUUAUCGCCGCUGGUGAUCAAACUAGAGGGACCAAGGGCACAGUUCAGGGUUACACACCCUUUCCCCCUUGGCCUUGGGUUGCGUCUUUGUCCUGGAGAUGGUCCCCCAAAAGAUGGUCUCCCUGUCGUCAGGAGUACAUCAGAAAAUGACAGUUGCACUGUUUAUUUUUUGACUCUGUUUGCAUAAGAUGUGUUUAAAUAUACAGAAUAGGCUAUCAGUUUCUAGUCUUCCAGACUGGUUAUUAUGGACAUUGUUUUUUUGAUUUCACAACUGUUACACUUCUCGUAUCGUGUAAAUGAAAUUCUGAAGAUUUUACCUUUUUAUAGUUCCCAGUACCAAUUUUUUGUUUUUCCCCAGUGCUUAGAGAAACACUUUUUGCUGUAAAGUAGAAGCAGUCUUCAAGACGAUUCCCCAAGGGCUGUUGAAUAUGAUGCUCAGUCUAAUUCUCAACCUGUAAAAACUACUGAUGCCAUCUUCAAGUCCUGCUCAUUUCAACCUAUGUACAUUGUUUUGUUUAAGAUAUUGCAAAUAAAUGGCUCAACAUGC
Molecule: messenger RNA, 3128 nt
Organism: Oncorhynchus mykiss (rainbow trout)
Lineage: Eukaryota; Metazoa; Chordata; Actinopteri; Salmoniformes; Salmonidae
Source: RefSeq, a predicted model, not a curated record